Thunnus maccoyii (southern bluefin tuna) is the source of this 5274-nucleotide messenger RNA. It is a transcript of the gene kdm2aa, whose product is annotated as lysine (K)-specific demethylase 2Aa. The transcript is spliced from 25 exons. Gene Ontology annotation, molecular function: transcription coregulator activity; protein binding; DNA binding. The record is from RefSeq and is a predicted model, not a curated record. Bases 724 to 4458 code for a protein of 1244 amino acids. Lineage: Eukaryota; Metazoa; Chordata; Actinopteri; Scombriformes; Scombridae. Gene Ontology annotation, biological process: regulation of transcription by RNA polymerase II; protein demethylation.
UGUGAUGGGAUGGAAAAUGGCGGCUGUUCUUAGACCGCAGUAACUUUCUACUAUACUAGUACUAACAGCAACAAUAAUAUAUCAUGUUUACUUGCAGUGUAUUGGAGGUAUCCGAAUGAAAACGUAUUCGGAUUAUGUUAAGUUUUGUGUUGGUAUGAGGAAGACGAGUUCAAGAAAGCUAAUAUUAGCUGGGCACGGCUUGGGAUGGCGAGGCAAGGAACAAAGCUCGAGUACACAGACAGAACAGUUUUUAUGAAAAAUAUGAUUUUAUGUUAACUCUCACUUCCUUUCGGUGCAAUAGUGUACUUAAAGUUAGCCAAUCUAAACGAGUCUUACCACAGGUAAAACUUCCCAUAUUUGUCUGACUUAAACUCACCAAUCCCGAAUGAAGUCAACAAGUAUAAGGAAACAUUGGGAAAAGACGAUUAACGUCUGAUAGUUUUGGAAUGCAGCAAAGGCAUUGAAUAAAUAGCUAAUCGUUUCACUUAGCCAGCUUUGGGAUACUUAUGUUGAUCAGUAGCUGUUGUAGUUAGUAACUUAGCGCAACUUACUCUGAAAGCAGCCGUGGUGAACACACGCCUUCUCGCUGCUUGUUUACUAUCGCUACCCACUGCAGCCAUGUGGUGCCUCGGUCAAACUUAGCUGCUCCACAGAUAUUUAUAUUCAUUCUUUGCUUCGUUAACUACCCGAAUUUAGUUGGACAAAGGCCGGUUCCCAGUGAUAAUGGAUGAGUCCAAACCGCGCUACAGUAAAAGGCUGCGGGCUGGUACCCGGCGACGUUACCAUGACGAUGGCAUCUCAGAUGAAGAGAUUGACGGAAGGAGGAUGUUUGACCUGGAGGAGAAAGUCCACAGUCAGAGGUUCAGCUCUGACCGGGUCGUUCACAUGCAGGGAAAAGACUUCACAUACGAGUUCAUCCAGAGAAGCGGGCUGAGGGACCCCAUCCUCUUUGACAAACCCGAAGGACUAGGAAUCAAGAUGCCUGACCCUGAUUUCAGUGUCAAUGAUGUCAAGAUGUUUGUUGGUAGCAGACGUAUGAUAGAUGUGAUGGAUGUGAGCACUCAGAAGGGGACAGAGAUGUCCAUGGCCCAGUGGACUCGUUACUAUGAGACUCCUCCAUCUCAGAGAGACAAGCUCUAUAAUGUUAUCAGCCUGGAGUUCAGCCACACCAAGCUGGAGAACCUGGUCAGGAGACCUGCCACGGUGGAUCUGAUAGACUGGGUGGACAACAUGUGGCCUCGUCACCUGAAAGAGAGACAGAGAGACUCAACCAACUCUAUCACAGACAUGCAGUAUCCCAAAGUACAGAAAUACUGCCUGAUGAGUGUGGAGGGCUGCUAUACAGACUUUCACAUUGACUUUGGAGGGACCUCUGUGUGGUACCACAUACUGAGAGGAAGCAAGGUGUUCUGGCUGAUCCCACCCACCCCUCAGAACCUGGAGCUGUAUGAGAACUGGGUGCUCUCUGGAAAACAGGGAGACAUUUUCCUGGGAGACCGAGCAUCUGACUGCCAGAGGAUUGAACUGAAGCAAGGCUGCACCUUCAUCAUACCCUCAGGGUGGAUUCAUGCAGUCUACACACCUGUGGAUUCUAUGGUGUUUGGAGGAAACUUCCUUCACAGCUUCAAUAUUCCUACGCAACUUAACAUCUGUAAUAUAGAGGACCGCACGCGGGUUCCAGUAAAGUUCCGUUACCCCUUCUACUAUGAGAUGUGCUGGUACGUGUUGGAGCGCUACGUCUUCAGCAUGACCAAGACAUCCUACCUCACACCAGAGUUUCAGAAACACUCGCUAGGCAUUGGUCUGAAGAAGCCUUCCAGCUCAGAUCCAGCCAGUGAGCAGGUGAAGGACGGGGAGGAAGGUGUCAGUGAUGAAGAUGCUUCAGAGCCUGAUAAGCCAGCAGUUAAAGUUAAUUUGACUCCCUUGGAGCUGGAGGGGCUGUGGAACCUGCUGGGAAAACUGGAGGCGCUGCCGUCCAACAAGAAGUGCGUCCCAGCAGGGAUACACAAUGCACCAGCUCUCAUUACACACAUCAAGGCACUUCUUAAGGAACAUGCCAAUGACAAUCCCAAACUGUCCUACACAGGAAAACCAAUCAUCAAGUGGCCAAAGAGGCCGUCGUGGUAUCAGCCUCCUCCUCCACCGCCUCCUCCUCGUCCUAAAUUGGCCACCACUCCCAUCAUCCCACGACCACAGAAGCCAGCCUCCUCCAUGUCUGUGCUGAGGCGGCGUAGGGUCAGGUGUAAGCGCUGUGAGGCCUGUAUGAGAGCAGAGUGUGGAGACUGUAAUUUCUGCAGAGACAUGAAGAAGUUUGGAGGACCUGGAAAGCUCAAGCAGACCUGCGUGCUGCGACAAUGUCUCUCUCCGGGCCUUCCUCUGUCCGCGGUGUGUGAAAUCUGCAAGGAGCCCAAUCAGGAGGAAACUGGAGACCCCUCCCUCACUCUGAUGGAAUGUUCCAACUGUGCGCAGAUAGUCCACCCCGCCUGCCUCACGGUUCAGGGUGAAGGAGUGGUUAAUAAAGACCUGCCCAGCUGUUGGGAGUGUCCAAAGUGUGUCCAAGGGAUCACUGACCCAGAGUCUAGAGGAGACAAAGGUGAAGGCCUUCCAGUGAAGCGGAAAUCUUCCUCCCUGUUGGACGCUCGCAUGGCUAAGAUUUACCGACGACAGAGACACAGCCGCGAUGGAGACGACUCUGUCAGCGAUGACGAUGAUGAAGCCUCUCAGAGAAGAAAGAUGUCAUUACAAGCUCGAGGGGGGGGCCACUCUUCCAGGAGGGGGUUUGGUGCCAACAGGAGAGGCCUGCUGAGAGGAGGCUCGGCCCACAGAGGAAGCAGAGGAGGCCUGAUUACUCCUGGCUCCUCCUCAGUCCUCAAGCUAAAGCGUGGGAUGGGCAUGAGGGAAGGUGGGAGGAGGGGGAGAGGGGUGAGGCUGAGGGGAGGCUCCAGGGUGCAGCGGAGGGGAGACUCAUCUGAGGAAUCUGAUGAUGACGACGACGACGAUGAUGAAGAAGAUGACGACGACAGUGAAGACGGAGACAAAGAGGAACGGCAUCGUCGACGCAGGGGAAGGCGCAGGACUGAUGAUGAUGAUGACGAUGAUGAUGACGAUGAUGAAGAUGAGGACAGUGAGGGGCAGGAGUUUGACCCAGAGGAGGAGGAGAUGGACACACUGGAAGAUGAAGAGGAGGAAGAGGAGGAGGAGGAAGGACACUGGGAUUCAGACCCAGAGCCUCCGGUGCUCCUGGUGUCUGAUCUGAAUGACGACCUGCUUAGUGGCUCCUACCUGACUGUGACUCUACAGCGCCCCCACAAGGCCAAGAGACAAUCUGGCUCCAUAGUUCCAAAGCUGGAAGCAGCCAUGGGUCCGCGGACAGCAGCAGUGGUUACAGGUGGUCAGCAGGGCUUCAUCCAGAGAAAGACAGCUCUGUCCAAACCUUCACGCCUCAAGAGCAGUGACACCACAGCUGAUGGCCAAACCCCACGAGGACCUGGAAGGCCACGUCUCCGUGGUAACCAGGGCGACCGAGGCACAAGGGAUCGGUCUGCGUCUUCCACAGAAGAAGAGGAAGCUGCUGCUCCUCCUGCAUCCUCCACCCUGUCUCCUCCAUCCCUGCUGUCCCUGCCAUCCUUUAAAGACGUUGGCAACGAAAGAGGAGGGGAGAAGGAGGUUUGGGUGUCUGUUUUCAGAUACUUGAACAGAGCUGAGCUGCUGGCCUGCAUGACUGUCUGCAAAGCCUGGUACAAGUGGAGCUGUGACAAGCGUCUGUGGAGCCAUGUGGAUGUGAGCCGGUGCAGCCCACUCAGUAACCAGGCCCUGGCAGGCAUCAUCAAACGCCAGCCCACCUCUCUGGACCUGUCCUGGACCCCCCUGGCCAAGAGACAGCUUAACUGUCUGCUCACCAGGCUCCCAGGUCUCAGGGAGUUGAGAGUGACCGGUCUGUCCUGGUCCUGUCUGUCAGCACUGGUCUCUCCCACUCUGCCCUACCUGCGACUGCUGGACCUGCGCUGGUGUGAAGGCCUUAAAGACGCCCAGAUUAAAGAGCUCAUCACCCCGACUGGUUCAGAGUCGUCUCGCAGCAGACUGAGGAACAUGGUAACACUGCGUCUGUCCGGUCUGGAUGUUAGUGAGUCCACUUUGAGGCUGCUGCAGCGCCACAUGCCCCAGCUGGAGAGGCUGGACCUGGCUCACUGCAAGGACAUAACCGACUCCUCCAUCGCCCUGCUGGCGGCAGCCGGGACACACACUCGCAACAACCUCACUGAGCUCACACUGGCAGGUUGCGGUCAACUGACAGAUGGCUGUCUGUCCUACCUGAAGCGUCUCUCCUCUCUGACUCUGCUGGACCUCAGAGGCUGUAAGAGUAUCAGCAGACGAGCCUGCGACGCCUUCAUCUCUGACCUGUCCCACACCGCACUCUACUGUAUGGUGGAGGAGAAACUCAUCCAGCGCCUGGACUAACACAUCGAAACAUGCUCAACUGUGCAUCUUGUCCUUCAAACAGGGAGAGAAGGAAACCUGCAUUCAGCUGCCAGAAGAAUUAAACCUGACCUGAGUGCAGGUGACUUUAAGCAGCUAAUUUGGGAAGUUCAAAGGAACAUUCUGGGACAUAAUCUUACGUGCAAUCUUCCCUUGAGUUGAUCUCAAUUUAAUCUCAAUACAUAUAUGCCUAGCUUAGCACAAAAGACUGGAAGUAGUGUUUUUGCCGUGCGAGGCUAAACAUUGGAACACGAAAUUGAUAUUAAUCUUCUCAUCUGGCAAAAUUUUAAACAAGCAUUUUCACAAAAUAUCAGUUCCUUAAGAAAAGCCACCUAUCUGCAUGAGGGUGCACGUCAAACUUAUGUCCCGGUACAGUUCAGUCAGUACUUCUCCCCCUUUGGUAAAGACAGAACUAGGCCUUGAAUCACUGACUUUGUUGACCCCAAAGAUUUUUGUGAUUUAUGGAAGGUUUACAUUCGCUUCAUAUCUUCUGGUAUUGCUAGAAUGUUCACAUGAAAACACCUUGUCUAUAUAUUGACUGAAGCAGGAUGGAGCACUGUUUGUUAAGAUGUCUUAAUACAUUUUGGGAUAUGUAGUACAGAAGAACAGAAAGGUGAACGUAUGUUUCUUUACUAAUUUGAACAAACUGGGCAGUUGUGUAUUAUAGUGAGGCUUUCUGUGUGUUCAGGUAAUUCCUUGUGUAUAUAUAUGUUUGUUUAUUUACUCUGUUUUGUGCAGAUUAAGAUUCACUUGACUAUUUAAGUGUGAAAACAAUAAAACGUGAACAUUUCUAUUGCA